AUAACAUCAUCGUCCGCAGUCACUUCAGGUCACGACUAUAUUUUGAACAUGAACCAUGAGGAAAUCAGGAGGAUAACAAGGACAUGCACUGGAGACGCACCGAUUAGUGAUUGGUCCGCCUCCUCACUGAUCGGGACCCAGUUGUCCAAUCGCAGACCAGUCCGCAAAACCACUGGCCAUCCACGCAACCGUACGCCCGUCACGUUGCGCACAUGGAUCGGGUCGAGGUGACCACGCCACACCCUGCAGUCAGACCGAAGCUCGUAGUGGCUGCGCCGGAGGAGCGUCUUGUGUAACAAGCUGUAUCAACCAGCACCGUGCCUUGUUGAAAUGUCCAAUUCGCAGAGGAGGCGGUACAUGGAGCGGCCUCUCAACGACACUGAGGCCGAGAACUAGCUGAGGAGAGUCGGACACCGUUCGUUAACGACAGUGUUUACAUGUUUUUGUUUUUACCGUAGCUGUAGCCACCACUCGGAGGAAUGAGGGGUGUACGCCGGGCUCUUAACAUGGGAUUGUUUUUGCACGCCGUUGGCUCUGUCACCCCCACCGAGUCAACCGAAGACCGGAGCCUGCUGAACUGUGAAGGCGUCAACAACCAGAGCUACAUCUGUGAGUCUGGGCACUGCUGCGGGGAGUCUCAGUGCUGCAGCUACUACUAUGAGCUCUGGUGGUUUUGGUUGGUGUGGGCGAUCAUCUUCAUUUUGAGCUGCUGCUGCGUGUGCCACCACCGCCGCACCAAACAUCGGCUGCAGCAGCAGCAGCGGCAGCAUGAGAUCAACCUCAUAGCGUACCGCGAGGCACACAACUUCCCCUCUGUGCCCUUCUACUUCAGGUUUCUGCCAAACUACCUCCUGCCCGACUAUGAAGAGGUGGUCAACCGACCCCCAACUCCUCCCCCUCCCUAUAGUGCCUUACACACAGGCCCCACCACAGUGGUUUCUAGUCCACUGGCCACCGAGCAGCAGGAGAGACACUGUCCAAUCAUCCAGCCCACUCCAGUGCCCCCGGUCUCUGAAAACCUUUGUUGCAGACCCAGCAUAGAAGAGCCACAGCCACUCACUUUAGACUUGAGGCCAAAGCCUGACAUUAAGCCUGUGCAGAUGGCACAAGAUGCAGGCAUGAUACUGUCAGAUGGGGUCAAUAGGGAGGGACUCUCCAGCCAGGAGAAAAGAAGCGAAAGUGAGGAAGAAUCCUGCAAGGACCCCCUGUUGAAGGAGCUGCCGGAGGGUUGCACUGAGGACAAAGAUCGAGUUCCCAGUGGAAGGAGGAGGCGAAUCACCGGAGACUCUGGGAUUGAGGUGUGUGUAUGCGGCACACGUGGGAGCAGCAGUUGUAGCGGAGUAUUGGGGACAGGACAGGAAGGCAAAGAGCUGAGGGAGCUAGAGAGCCUGCUGGGACGUGAGGGAGAUUACGAAGAGGAGGGGGAGGAGGCUGGCGACUUCUGCGACAGCUGUGGUCAUCGAGCCUCCUUCAGUGUGGAGGAGGAGCCGGCGCUUGGUGGGCCGGAGAGGCGGCCCGCACGUGGGCCGUCCGGGUCUCCUCAGCCGGCUCACCAGAUCAGCAGUGGCUCACUCCACCCUCCCGUGUGCCUCCUCCUUCACACCAUCAAUGAGCAGGAGGGGCCACACCACAGCACCAGCACUGAGCCGCAGGGCUGAAACACACAUCUGACAAACCUUUGUCACCAAUGGAAGGAGAGAGCACUUAGGACAGGAUGUGGAGACAUAUGCUUUUGUGUCCGAGCAAGUGUUUUAUGUCUAAAUGCUUUCUAAAUGAGUAUUUUUAUGAAUGUGUGCAUCUUAGAUAACACAGAUGUGGGAGCAGGAAGUGGAGUCCACCAAAGUGAUUGAGAUCCAAAGGUUGGGAAAGCUGGCUCCUCCCCAUACUGGAAACUGUGGCCUUAACCUGUGUAUGUUGGGUUAUACUUGGGCAGUAAAAGCCUAGGAAUCUGUGGCAACUUCUCAUACUGUACAAUCACACAGUCGUCACACAGACAGUCAGAGACUUGAUAGCUGAAGCUGUGAUGUCAGAACAGGACGUUGGCUGCCAAGGAUGAAUGCAGCUGUCCCUAUCUGGGUGUUUGUUAACUCAUCUGCAAAGCCUUCCUUACGUAAUAAGAGAUAACACAAGUGGAAUUACCACAGUGUGUGUGUGUGUGUGUUUUUGAUGAGAGCUGAUGCUGAACAAGACUGUGUGUCCUGUUAGAUUCAUGCUGCUCAAGUGCUUUUAUAGUGACUUAAAAACCGCUCUGCCUUGUUGUUCAUGGCCUUUAUCUGCCCUGUUAAUGAUAAGAGAAGUGCAUUAACACAUCUUCAUGUGAGCACUUCCUGUUUUGCACAAAAUGUGUUUAUCCUUUCAAAUUAAGCCUUUAGUUAGAGAAAAUCAGAACAUGUUUUUCCAUUAAUCCAAUCUUAAAGGACCUAUUUGAACAUUUUUGCUAUGGCUACAUAGCCAACAUUAGCAUGUACAUGGGCUGUCACAUUUUCCAAAAAUCUGAAAUACUGCCACAUGUCAUUUUCACAGCAAGCUUGAGAAGUGAAUUCAUUCACUGUCUUCAUUUCUGAUGGAUUCUAAGAGCAUGCAAGCCAAGCUGAGCUCACGGCACCCUCUGCUGGACCUCAUGGUAAUUACAUUAGAUGGUGUGAUGGGUACCAUGUUUUUGGUUCUAAGUUUCAGGUUUGACACCCCCCCAAAUAAAAAGUGACAGCUCUAGCUAUGUGCUUUCCUCGAGGGAUGGUUACAAAUACAUCCUUAGACUUUAUUUUACUCUCUGAUAGCGUUCUCCAACAGUGGAAAAGCAAAGCCAAGUUUAACUCUUGAUAUGCUCCUGUUUCUUUCGCUGCUCACGUCCUCAUUGCCUUCUAAUGGUCUGAUUGCAUCUGUUUUUCCCAGAGGAAGUAGCUGCUUAGAGGCCAUAUUUUAACUUCUUGUCUUGUAAAUAAAACAAUAACUAAAAUUCUCACCAAGUGAUAAUCACCACCUGCCUCUCACGGCAAGGAAACUUACAUAUAAGAUAGAUUUCAUUACACGAUUCAUUUCUUAGGGUUUUUGUCACGACAUCUGUCAGAAUUUGCCGCCUGUGAUUUGUUAGUGGGGAGUGCAACACAUUUAUGGACUUAAUGUAAUGAGUGUGUGUGUGUGUGUGUGUGUGUGUAUAGUAUGUGCCUACUCCAAAAAGUGUAGAAUGUUGAACACUGAUAAGCCUCAGUGAAACUGAGGGAUUGUCAGAGAUCAGGUACUAAAAACCAAGAAAAGAAUGUCAAGUGUUAAGAGUUGAAAAAAAACUGGGAUGGACAACUUCAGACCUCAAAACUUAUUGUUGACAGUUGCUUCAAUGGAUCACCAGCGACUAUAGGAUUCACCAUCUUUGUUUUUGUAUCAGCACAUUUUCAGCCAUCCUUUAGAAUCAAUACUCACUGAUUAAAUGCUCCACUAAAGAAAAACAAAAUCAGUUAACUGCAGUUUAACCUUGGGUGAUGGAUACUCCCAGUUCUGUUUUGAUCUUAGAAAGGAAACUAUUACUUUCAUUGUGUUAAUGUAAAAUUAAGCAUUUAACCCCUGCAGGCCAAUUUUAGAACAAAUGAUUUAACUACUACAGCAUAAUGAAAGGGAAGUUGUCCUUUGUCAUGUGUAUCUCCUGGGUAAAAGUACAACAGUAUUUAUUCAGUGAUGCAUUUUCUUCGCGAUUGACCCAAAAAGCAAUAUUUUUGAUUUUGCAGAUUUAAAAACAAACUUUGACAUUAACUCGUCAAAUCCGACAUCCUUAUCCAGACCUUGCAGGAGCUGUAAUACAAUAGGUGUUAGAUGAUGUACAAAAAAAAGAUUACCUAAGAUGUUUUCACACGUUGAUUCUAGUUUUUAAGAUUUUUUUUAUUUGUCCACUCUGAAAUCAACUGGACCUACCGAUUCUACAUGCUGCAGUGUGCGGGAACAUUUUUUUUUUUUUUUUGACAGAUUAUCCUUUUUUUAAUAAAAAAAAAUAAUUUACUCAUUGCAAUGUUCGAAAGCACAACAGUCAUUUAUCGCCGUCACACGAUAAAUACCUUAAAAACAAAUAAGAGAAUGUGUCUCUCAGAAAUGUCUAGCACAAGAUAAAACUGUAACCUGACCUUUGUGUUUUAAUAGUAAGACGACUGAAUUUUACUCAUCGAAGCCUCAACACUCUCUAAAAUGCUUUGUAUGUUGAUGCUUUAUUGUGGAAACUAGACGAUUCAGUUGUUGUACAUGUAGUACAAAGAUGAGCUAUUUUUUAAAUAUCUGCUGAAUCCUUAAAAUGAGUUAAACUGUGUGAAGUGUAAAAAAAACCACUUUAUAUUUGCAAAUUAAUUACAAUGUUCUGUUUUAAUGAAAUCAGUAGCUUUGUUGUUUUAGACAGAUUUUCUUUUGUCAUUAUUAAUAUUGUUAUUAUUAUUGUUAUGUUGAGAAAAGAUGUAACUUCUUUUCCUACAGAUGUGUAAAGGGUACAUUUUGACUAACAACACACUAGUUACUUUGUUAACAAGAUCAGGGGCAUUUUGCCAAAGACACUUUUUCUUUCUUUCUUUCUUCACCGGCGUGUGUGUAAAGGGGUUUUGCACAUAUUCUUUGAAUGUUCUGAUCAUAAGCCAUUUAUUAUAAAUACCAAGGUGGACGUAUGUUGAAUAAACAUACUCUCUGAAAU
Molecule: messenger RNA, 4660 nt
Organism: Solea senegalensis (Senegalese sole)
Lineage: Eukaryota; Metazoa; Chordata; Actinopteri; Pleuronectiformes; Soleidae
Gene: wbp1lb
Product: WW domain binding protein 1-like b
Exons: 4
Coding region: 480-1658 (392 amino acids)
Source: RefSeq, a predicted model, not a curated record